Messenger RNA from Ophidiomyces ophidiicola, 3711 nucleotides. It is a transcript of the gene RSE1, whose product is annotated as pre-mRNA-splicing factor rse1. Gene Ontology annotation, molecular function: protein binding; U2 snRNA binding. Gene Ontology annotation, cellular component: U2 snRNP; nucleus. The record is from RefSeq and is a predicted model, not a curated record. Bases 1 to 3711 code for a protein of 1236 amino acids. Gene Ontology annotation, biological process: mRNA splicing, via spliceosome. The transcript has 3 exons. Lineage: Eukaryota; Fungi; Ascomycota; Eurotiomycetes; Onygenales; Onygenaceae.
AUGGCGACCACGUCGUCUAUGUUCAUGUACUCGCUUACGAUCCAGCCACCGACAGCCAUCACUCAAGCAAUCAUUGGGCAAUUUUCAGGCAUCAAGGAGCAGCAGAUUGUAACUGCAUCUGGCUCUAAACUUUCAAUUCACGAGCCGGAUUCCCAUCAAGGCAAAAUUCGCACACUCUACUCUCAAGAUGUGUUCGGUAUAAUAAGGUCACUGGCCGCAUUCAGGCUUGCAGGGAGCAGCAAAGACUAUAUUAUAAUCGGUUCUGACUCUGGUCGAAUUACCAUCAUCGAAUAUGUCCCUUCGCAAAACCGCUUCAACCGCAUCCACCUGGAAACAUUUGGAAAAUCCGGUAUCCGACGAGUUGUACCUGGCCAGUAUCUUGCCGUAGACCCAAAAGGGCGAGCGUGCUUGAUAGCAUCGGUGGAGAAAAAUAAAUUGGUGUAUGUUUUGAAUCGAAAUGCCCAAGCAGAGCUCACGAUUUCAUCUCCGCUUGAGGCUCACCGCCCUCAGACCUUGGUCUUUGCGAUGACAGCUCUUGACGUGGGGUACGAGAACCCUAUUUUUGCAGCUCUAGAAGUAGAAUACACGGAAUCCGACCUAGAUCCGACUGGCUCGGCGUAUGAGGAACUGGAGAAACUGCUUGUUUACUAUGAGCUUGACCUUGGUCUGAAUCAUGUUGUUCGAAAAUGGGCCGAGCCUGUUGACCGCACUUCAAGCAUUCUCUUUCAAGUACCAGGUGGGGCAGAUGGCCCUAGUGGUGUUCUUGUUUGUGCUGAAGGCAGUAUCACUUAUCGUCACUCGAAUCAAGACCCCUUCAGAGUACCGAUUCCUCGUCGCAUUGGGGCUACUGAAAAUCCAGACCGAAAACGAACGAUCGUGGCAGGUGUGGUUCACAAGAUGCGAAGAGCGUUCUUCUGCCUUUUACAAACUGAAGAUGGAGACCUAUUUAAAGUUACCAUGGACAUGGCCGAGGACGGUAAUGGGCAGCCCACUGGUGAAGUACAGCGCCUGAAGCUGAAAUACUUUGAUACUGUUCCAAUUGCGUCGAGUCUGUGUAUUCUGAAAAAUGGUUUCCUAUUUGUAGCCAGCGAAACCGGCAAUCAUCAUUUUUAUCAGUUUGAAAAACUAGGCGACGAUGAUGAUGAAACCGAGUUCACUAGCGACGAUUUCUCAGCGGAUCCAUCGGAGCCACUUUCCCCCAUUUUUUUCCAACCUCGACCCGCUGAAAAUUUGAACUUGGUCGAGAGCGUGAAUUCCAUGAACCCAUUGAUGAGUUGCAAGGUCACAAAUCUUACCGAGGAUGAUGCACCCCAGUUUUAUACCCUGUGCGGUACUGGAGCGCGAAGUACCUUCAGAACCUUGAAACAUGGCCUUGAGGUAUCGGAGAUUGUCGAAUCUGAACUUCCCAGUGUUCCGUCAGCUGUCUGGACUACUAAACUUACCCGAAAUGAUCAGUACGACGCAUACAUCAUAUUAUCCUUUUCCAACGGCACUUUGGUUUUGAGUAUUGGUGAAACAGUGGAAGAAGUCACCGAUACAGGCUUUCUCCCCUCUGCCCCUACCCUAGCCGUCCAACAGCUUGGUGAAGAUUCCCUGAUCCAGGUCCAUCCAAGAGGCAUACGGCAUAUACAUGCUGAUCGACGAGUAAAUGAAUGGCCUGCUCCACAACAUCGAUCUAUUGUUGCUGCAGCUACGAAUGAGCGCCAAGUUGCGGUAGCUCUUAGCUCUGGUGAAAUUGUUUACUUUGAAAUGGAUAGCGAUGGGUCUUUAGCAGAAUACGAUGAAAAGCGUGAAAUGUCUGGCACUGUUACAAGCCUGAGUCUAGGCGAAGUGCCGCCAGGCCGUGUCAGAAGUUCAUUCCUCGCUGUUGGAUGUGAUGAUUCGACUGUCCGCAUCCUAAGUCUGGAUCCAGAAUCCACCCUUGAAAAUAAAUCUGUUCAGGCUCUUACCUCCGCUCCAUCCGCCCUUUCGAUAAUGCCAAUGAUUGAUUCUACCUCGGGCGGUUCCACCCUCUAUCUCCACAUUGGGCUCUAUUCUGGCAUUUACCUUCGUACCGUUCUAGAUGAAGUGACCGGCGAACUAUCGGAUACCCGCACAAGGUUUCUCGGUCUUAAACCAGUCAAACUCUUCAAUGUAUCCGUAAAGGAGCAGAAAUCAGUAUUAGCAUUAAGUUCACGUCCGUGGCUAGGGUACUCCGAUAUCCAGACAAGGAAUUUCAUGCUUACGCCAUUGGACUAUGUUCCUCUUGAAUGGAGUUGGAAUUUCAGUAGUGAGCAGUGUGUGGAAGGUAUGGUUGGAAUCCAGGGCCAAAACUUAAGGAUCUUCUCGAUUGAAAAGCUUGACAAUAAUCUUCUUCAAGAGUCUAUAUCACUUGCCUACACGCCACGGCAUUUUGUUCGCCACCCGGAACACGCCCUUUUUUAUGUCAUAGAGGCUGACAACAAUAUACUUGCGCCUACUACAAAAGCGAAACUGAUUCAGGAUUCAAAAGCAGUUAAUGGAGAAUCUGCAGAGCUACCCCCAGAAGACUUUGGGUACGCUCGUGGAACAGGUCACUGGGCAUCAUGCAUCCAGGUUGUAGAUCCAAUCAACAGAAAAGGAGUACUUUCUCGUAUUGAACUGGAAGAGAACGAAGCAGCCAUCAGCGUUGCUGCAGUACCAUUUUCCAGCCAAGACGAUGAAACGUUUCUGGUUGUUGGAACAGGCCAAAACAUGAUUGCUAACCCCCCUUCUUCGUCAGGAGGUUACAUUCAUAUCUAUAGAUUUCAAGAAGAAGGGAAAGAACUUGAGUUUAUUCAUAAAACGAAAGUUGAAUCUCCACCUCAAGCUCUUUUGCCUUUUCAAGGACGUCUCAUUGCUGGUAUCGGCACAGACUUACGAAUCUAUGAUCUCGGCAUGAAGCAACUACUUCGCAAAUGCCAAGCCGAGGUCACACCACGUAUGAUUGUUGGCCUUCAGACCCAGGGUAGCCGUAUCGUUGUCAGCGACGUUCAAGAGAGUGUUACUUACGUGGUAUAUAAGUUUCAGGAGAACCGACUUAUUCCUUUCGCUGAUGAUAUGAUUCCUCGUUGGACUACAUGUACGGCAAUGGUUGAUUAUGAAACUGUUGCUGGCGGUGAUAAAUUUGGAAAUCUUUGGCUAUUAAGAUGUCCCCAAAAAGCGUCAGAAGAGGCCGAUGAAGAUGGUUCAGGCGCACACCUUAUCCAUGAAAGGCAGUAUCUCCAGGGUGCACCGAACAGACUCGGUUUGGUGGUUCACUAUUACCCUCAAGAUAUCCCUACAAGCCUUCAAAAAACACAGCUAGUCGCUGGGGGAAGAGAUAUCGUUGUCUGGACUGGGCUACAGGGAACCAUUGGAUUGCUUAUACCCUUUGUCAGCCGUGAAGAUGUUGAUUUCUUCCAAAGCCUAGAAAUGCAGCUAACCUCACAAAACCCCCCUUUAGCCGGCCGUGACCAUUUAAUUUACCGAAGUUACUACGCACCUGCGAAAGGAACUAUUGACGGAGACCUCUGCGAAACGUAUUUUACUUUACCAAAUGAUAAGAAGCUAAUGAUAGCCGGAGAGCUGGAUCGAUCUGUUCGUGAAAUUGAAAGGAAGAUUUCUGUAAGUCCUGAGUUUUCGUUUUGCUCUGACGCCUCCCUUGUUGCAGGGCUAAUUUAUGCAAUAGGACAUGCGUACAAAAGUGGCGUACUAAAAUCCUCAUGGGCAUAA